AUGAAACACUACAAGUUGUACCUGCUGCUGGCUGGUGUCUAUGCCGAGACCGUCGUCGGGCCGCUGGACGAGGACUUGCCCUCGAUGGAGCCCGUUGCUGAUCCAGAGCUCAGUCCGGUCACCGAGGAGAUGUUCUCCUCCUGGGCGCUGUUCAUUCUGCUGUUCCUGCUGAUAUCAGCGUUGUGGUCGAGCUAUUACCUGAGCAGGAGGCGGAUCAGGGCGGUACACGAGACCGUGCUGUCUAUAUUCUACGGUAUGGUCGUGGGGCUUAUCAUCCGGAUGAGUCCCGGGCACUACAUCCAGGACACCGUGACGUUCAACUCCUCUUACUUCUUCAACGUGCUGCUGCCGCCUAUUAUCCUGAACUCAGGCUACGAGCUGAACCAGGUGAACUUCUUCAGCAAUAUAGUGUCCAUCCUGACGUUCGCCAUACCGGGGACGCUGAUAUCCGCAGUGGUCCUCGGGACAAUCCUGUUCAUAUGGACUUCGCUGGGCCUCGAAGGCGUCAACAUAUCCUUUCUGGACGCACUCUCUGUGGGUGCCACCCUCUCUGCCACUGACCCGGUGACUAUCCUUUCGAUCUUCAACGCUUACAAAGUGGACCCUAAACUGUACACCAUUAUCUUCGGCGAAUCGCUGCUGAACGACGCCAUAUCCAUCGUCAUGUUCGAGACAUGCCAGAAGUUCCACGGCCAACCCGCUAAGUUCAGCUCAUUAUUCGCUGGUGCAGGGCUGUUCCUGAUGACUUUCUCCGUCUCGCUGCUGAUCGGUGUGCUGAUCGGUAUGCUAGUGGCAUUGAUACUGAAACACACGCACAUCAGGAGAUACCCACAGAUAGAGAGCUGCCUGAUACUGCUGAUCGCUUACGAGUCGUACUUCUUCUCCAACGGGUGCCACAUGUCAGGUAUCGUCUCCUUACUGUUCUGCGGUAUUACAUUGAAACACUACGCUUACUACAACAUGUCUAGAAGAACGCAGGUCACAGUGAAGUACAUCUUCCAGCUGCUGGCAAGACUGUCUGAGAACUUCAUCUUCAUAUACUUGGGCCUGGCGCUGUUCACAGAGGUCGAGCUGGUCUACAAGCCUCUGCUCAUCAUCGUCACGGCCAUAUCCAUCUGUGUAGCACGGUGGUGUGCCGUGUUUCCUCUGUCGAACUUCGUCAACUGGAUUUACCGUGUGCGCACACUGCACUCUAUCAGACCAUCCGUCGGCGAAAGCAUCGCUGUCCCAGAUGAAAUCCCUUACAACUACCAAGUCAUGACUUUCUGGGCCGGCCUAAGAGGUGCUGUGGGUGUCGCCCUGGCGAUGGGCCUCCAAGGUGAAUUCAAAUUCACAUUGCUAGCAACAGUACUGGUGGUCGUAGUGUUAACUGUGGUCAUUUUCGGUGGUACCACAGCAGGUAUGUUAGAAGUCAUGAAUAUCAAGACAGGCUGCGUGGACAAUGGCGAUCCAGAAGAGGACGAAUUUGAUAUUGAAAAUGUUGGCGAAGAUCCGCUCGAUGACGAACCAUUACAAUUUAACGCUAACUCCAGAAACCUGAUGCGACCAUAUACCGACUUACCAACCCCUGUGGGUAACGUCAGAGAUUUCGAUGAAAACGAUUUCCCAUCAAUGUCUGCAACACCAGACCGGAUGUCUGAACAGGCUGCUAGUUCACAGAGGCCUUCUGGCGAACGGACGAACUUGAAGGAUGCCAUUGGAAAUAUGCUCCGGACUGACUCGCAAUGGUUCCAAAAUUUCGAUGAGCAAGUCUUGAAACCAGUGUUCUUAGACAGUACUUCUUCCCCCAUGACAAAUAGGGACGAAGGUUUGAACAGUAACAGAGAUUCUCCUAGAUUUAUGUCAUCUCGUAAAUAA
This is a messenger RNA of Nakaseomyces glabratus, 1857 nucleotides long. RefSeq names its product bifunctional K:H/Na:H antiporter NHX1 (gene NHX1). Gene Ontology annotation, biological process: sodium ion transport; vacuolar acidification; proton transmembrane transport. Lineage: Eukaryota; Fungi; Ascomycota; Saccharomycetes; Saccharomycetales; Saccharomycetaceae. The record is from RefSeq and is a predicted model, not a curated record. Gene Ontology annotation, molecular function: potassium:proton antiporter activity; sodium:proton antiporter activity. Gene Ontology annotation, cellular component: fungal-type vacuole membrane; early endosome; late endosome.